Molecule: messenger RNA, 255 nt
Organism: Rangifer tarandus platyrhynchus (Svalbard reindeer)
Lineage: Eukaryota; Metazoa; Chordata; Mammalia; Artiodactyla; Cervidae
Source: the annotation of a GenBank genome assembly
AUGAACGUUAUCCUGGUUCCAGUGAUUCCCCCGCAGUCCUUCAUGACCUUCGCCAAAGCAACCCUUUCUAAGUCAGGCAUCCAGAGAGCCCCGCGUCUCCGCCUGUGCAGGGAAGUGAGGCUGGUCCCAGCCCGAGGCCAGCCGGCCGCCCUCCUUGCCUCUCUCGCCAGCAGGGUCCUCUGUGCGGCGUCUGCUUGCGACAUUUGUGCCCUGAGACACGAGUUUGCCGACGGUUUACGCUCCUGGUCACCGUGA